Messenger RNA from Cotesia congregata, 1569 nucleotides. The record is from the annotation of a GenBank genome assembly. NCBI's taxonomy places the organism in Eukaryota, Metazoa, Arthropoda, Insecta, Hymenoptera, Braconidae.
AUGCCUAGGGUGUGGGAGUUAGAUGCCCGUCGUCUGGAUCACCUGGCAGUCUUCCCGAGCUCGACAAUGAGUUGGGGCACUGAACUUUGGGAUCAGUACGACAAUUUGUCGCUGCACACGCAGAAAGGAAUCGAUUUUCUUGAAAGAUAUGGACACUUUAUUAGGGAUCGGUGCAAAAUUGAGACAGAAUAUGCUGCUAAUUUAAGUCCCUGCCGAGCAUUCAAACUAGAACUCAACGAAGUAAAUGACCAAGCGGGUCAAAGAGAGGUCAUCGCUGAGAAUUUGACUGCCAAUGUUCUCAAAGAAUUAAAUAUCCUUGUGAAGGACUUCAAGGAAGACCGGAAGAAGUAUCUCCAAGAAGGCGCGAGACUCAUGUCCACUUUGACCGCACAGAUCCAAAGUCUUGAGCGAGCUCGAAAAGCUUACGAGAAGGCUUUUCGCGAAGCUGAGCGCGCUUUGGAGAAUUACCAGCGGGCUGACGCGGAUUUGAAUUUAUCUCGCGCUGAGGUCGAGAAGCAGAGGAUGAAUAUGACCUUGAAGACUCAGCAAAAGCGGGCUGUAGCGCCAAUAAUAUCGCAGUGUCUCGAAGGGAUCGAGAAGGCUGCGAACGAAGUUAAUGAAAAGGAAGACACACUCCUUGUGAUCGAGAGAUUCAAGAGCGGGUUCCAGCCUCCGGGAGAUUUUCCUUUUGAAGAUCUUUCGGUGGCCAAGUCCUACGACAGCAACACUCAGCUGUCCCAAACCGCGACCAUGCAGCCGAUCCACAACCACCUGACUGUUAAGGGGACAGUUUCUGGCGGGAAAAUCAAAAAACGCGUCGGGAUCUUCGGAAUCUUCAGCAGCAACAAGAACAAUGUACCUGGUUACGGUGACGGCGCGAAGGAGGACUGCAGCGACCUCCCGCCGAACCAGCGAAAAAAGCGGCUCCAGCAGCGGCUGGACGAGAUCCAGGCGAAAAUCGCGCAGGAAACUGCCGCGAGGGACGCGCUGAUGAAGAUGAAAGGAGUUUAUGAACAGAACCCCGCGUUAGGUGACCCCAUGAGCAUAGAGGGACAGUUGAACCAGUCGGGUCAAAAAUUGGAUAAGCUGGGGACUGAGCUGAUCAAGUUUCAGGGUUAUCUCGAUGAUGCCAUCAAAACUGGAGUCGGUUUGUCCAGUCACUCAGGAGGUGAAGAAAGCCUCUCCAGGUCGGCGUCGGAUUCCAGUGUGGGGAACGCACACGCUCAGGCGCACAAGCAUACGACGUCCCCGAGCACUCCUCAGCCCACCCACGAUUCCACGAAUAGCCCGGAGUCUGGUCUUGGUGCUUCAAGGACGUCACUUCCUGGGAGCAAUGCUGAGGAGUAUGACGUCGAUGAACUCGAUGCUCAGCCCCCGCUUGGGACCUGUCGCGCUCUCUAUCCUUUUGAUGGGACAUCCGAAGGAUCAAUCCCGAUGUACGACGGUGAGGAGCUCUACAUGAUAGAACUGGACCAAGGGGAUGGUUGGACGCGGGUGCGGCGAAUGUCCAAUCCCGUGGAAGGGUUCGUGCCGACUUCGUACAUAGAGUACCAGCUGUUCGACACCUAA